This is a messenger RNA of Adelges cooleyi (spruce gall adelgid), 1194 nucleotides long. RefSeq names its product radical S-adenosyl methionine domain-containing protein 2-like. The coding region runs from base 66 to 683 and encodes 205 amino acids. The transcript has a single exon. The record is from RefSeq and is a predicted model, not a curated record. Lineage: Eukaryota; Metazoa; Arthropoda; Insecta; Hemiptera; Adelgidae. Gene Ontology annotation, molecular function: 4 iron, 4 sulfur cluster binding; catalytic activity.
GGUUAGGCGUGACAUAUAAGUGUUCGCAGUUACGAUACUCGUGUAAACCUCUUUUUUUUUUUACUAUGUCGAUUUUCUCGGAACCUGUUGAGAAAUUGCGCGCUUUGCUGCGGACAAUGGCGAACGCGAUAAUUCGGUAUUUAACUGCGGUAUUCCUGCCGCACGCCGGAGAUCGCAUAGUGCCCAAAAGAGUGAAUUAUCAUUUCACCAGAGCUUGUAAUUACCGUUGCGGUUUUUGUUUUCACACCGGCACAACGUCGUUCGUGUUGCCCGUCGAAGACGCCAUGCGCGGGUUAGGACUGUUGAAAGACGCCGGAAUGGAGAAAAUCAAUUUCUCCGGCGGCGAACCUUUUAUCCACCAACGCGGUCGGUUCGUUGGCGAACUGGUCGCUUAUUGUAAGCGCACGCUGGGUUUGGACAGCGUGUCGAUCGUGAGCAACGGCGACGUCGAGUGCCUGGUGCCGGAAACGAAUGCACUCAUGAAAGACAGUUAUCUUAUCCUGGACGAGUACAUGCGAUUUUUGAACUGUCGCGGCGACGCAAAGGAACCGUCAAAGUCGAUUCUGGACGUCGGCGUGAACAACGCACUCAUGUUCUCGGGCUUUGACGAAAAGGCGUUUAUUGAAAGGGGAGGGUUGUACGUGUGGAGUAAGCCUAAACAGUAUAAUAAUUUGGAUUGGUAAUCGAUUCAUUUUUGUAUUUUUUUUUUUUUUUGGUUUUGUUUUCAAUAUACAAUGAUCGAUUUUUUUUUUAUAAUUUGCCCAAUAUUUGUACGUUGGUCACCUGAGAGGCCUCUGACUAUCCAAGUCCGCUUUUUAGGAAAAUGAGAUUUUGUCGCUUGCUUAUAUCAAGUUAUAAACUCUUGUGUAUUUUGUUAUGAGGAUCUAAGUUCUAUUGGUAAUUAUUUAGGAGUUACAAACGAGGAAGUAAAUGGAGUACCUAAUUGUUGUAAAACUAAUUAAAAGUGGAUCAUAUUAUUAGCUUAAGUUUAAAAUGUAUUUUUGCUUCUCAUGAAAAGUUUCAUAAAUGGACUUGGAUUGUUAUGCGUCUCAGAUACAAAGCUUUAGAAUGCAAACGACUGCCAAAAUGUUUAAAACGCUAAUCGAUGCAUUUAGUAUUAUUAGUUUUUAUACGUUUCUCUUAGCUUAUCAAUUCAAUGCUUGUAUAAUUAUUUAGCAUUAUGUUUGUCAUAUG